Aspergillus niger is the source of this 1944-nucleotide messenger RNA. RefSeq lists its product as uncharacterized. The coding region runs from base 1 to 1944 and encodes 647 amino acids. The record is from RefSeq and is a predicted model, not a curated record. Lineage: Eukaryota; Fungi; Ascomycota; Eurotiomycetes; Eurotiales; Aspergillaceae. Gene Ontology annotation, molecular function: zinc ion binding; DNA-binding transcription factor activity, RNA polymerase II-specific; sequence-specific DNA binding. Gene Ontology annotation, cellular component: nucleus. The transcript has 5 exons. Gene Ontology annotation, biological process: DNA-templated transcription; positive regulation of transcription by RNA polymerase II.
AUGCCUGUCUCUAAGCAGCAACCUAAGCGUGAUAAUAAGAAGCCUAUAGCCUGCCACCGUUGUCACGCCCAUAAAGUUAAAUGCUCUGGCGGACAGCCGUGUUCGAGAUGUCGGCGGGCUGGCUGUGAUGAUGAGUGCCAAUACACUCUACGUGAUCGCAAGCUAAAGGUGCAAGAGAGUUACCUCGACGAACUUCUUACUCAAAACGCUCAAUUGAGAGAACAGCUACGCUCCAUUAGUACCCCUCAGAGCUCAUCUGCCACUACUGCCAAGGGUUCUGUUCCACAAGAGUCAUAUCCACCGGUACAGAACCCUCUCCUUGGAGAAAGGGCUUGGUUCUAUCCAUACGACCCUUCUGCUCCUCCUAUAUACAUGGGUGAUGCAGCAUGCACGGCGUUCGCGACACGCUUGCGCCAGUUUCUUACGGGGGAUCCCAAUACGGCGCAUGUUGCUCGAACGCAAUACACACCCGAAUCCUCUUUACUCGAGGGUGCCACUCAAUGGCCCGGUCUUGCACAGGCUCGUCUGCUGGUUCGUAUUGCUUUCAACCAGUUGAGUCGCGUCUACCAUCUGUUUCUACGCAAGUCAACCAUUGAACACCUUGAAUCUAUAUACCGCACGCCAUAUCUACGCGACGACCCGGCUGUCAUGUGCAAGUUCUUCUCCCUUUUUGCCUUGGGCGAGGUUUAUUCUUCUCGGGCCAACUCUUCCCCAACGGGUCGAGUUCCAGGUACAAAGUAUUAUGUACGAGCAAUGGGACUAAUCCCAAUUCUACCCGAGAGACCAGGUGUUAUUCAUGUGGAAAGUUUGCUUCUACUGUCGUUGUACUCGUACUUCCUCAACAGACGGCACUCGGCCUAUAUGUUAGUCGGCAGCGCCAUGCGUCUGGGCCUGAUCCUCGGGCUGAACCAUAAUAUCCCCGAGCGGCAAUGCACUGAUCCUAUAGAACGCCAACAUCGGGUUCGGCUGUGGUGGGCUAUUUAUGUCUUCGACCGCAUGUAUACGUCAAAAUUCGGGUUCCCGCUACAGAUACGCGACGAAGAUAUUCAUGUCGAUAUGCCCACCGAGGUUGCAAGUCCCGCAGCUGAGGAGCAGUUCUCAGAUACAGCUUACUCUGUCGCCAGUAUUCGAUUGUCGCAGAUCAUAGGUCAGACCAUUGACAAGAUAUAUUGUCGCAAACAGCAUGCGGAGUCGUUUCUCCAGCGGGAGCAGCAGCUCUUGCUAGCUUUACAAGAUUGGCUUAAAUCGCUCCCAGAACAUAUAAAACUACGCUCGGAGGACUCUCCUCCGCCAAAGCAUAUCGUAUCAUUACAUUUACAAUUUAAUCAGGUCGGUUUCCUUCUAUGUCCCCGCUGGGGUUUUGCGUUAACACCGGUCAUUACCCUUAGUGAAGCUUGCAUACAUGCUGCGCGGCACUCUCAUGCACUCAUAAUAGAGGAGUGGGUUAAUGGCUCCCUGCCUAUGUACGGCUAUUUCUACGCCCAGUAUUUCUUUUCAUCUUGCAUUGCCUUGGUGAUCUCGAGUCUUUUGCCAUCGAUCGGAAAUCCGGCAGAUCUCGAGUCGCUAGAUACUGCUACGGAGAUUCUGCAUAGGAUGAGUGAACACGGCAAUCUUGCUGCUGCUGAAUUCUACGAGAAUUUGAAGCGUGUCAAGAAAACGUUGGCAAACCAACCUGGAGUUGUCAAUGACAGCCAUGAGCGUCGCAGUCAAACACCAAGGCACUCCCUCGCGUCAUUACCGGCUGGAGGCCCGGCCACAGACCCCCAUGCAAUUGGUAUAGUGCCGGCUACGGGUUAUACUACCGAGAUGGCAUUCUUAGAACCGACAAUGCAGGAUUUUCUCGGCAGGUCGGAAAAUGAAAUUGAUGCUAUCCAGCCAUAUGACCUUUUCAUUGAUGAUAAUGCUACUAUUGCUGCCUGGCCUGCUACCAUGUGGACUUCGUGA